AUGGAACCCGGAGUAAUAAUUUUAAAUAUACUAUGGACCAUAUCAUUCUUUUCGACCCUUUGUAUGGCAACGGCAUUCCAUUUAAGUGGAAAGAAUCCGAUGGUGAAAAUAUUUUGUAUAUCUACAGCUUUAAUGUCUUUAAAUGUUCUAUUUAGCAUUGUAUUCGAUAAUCAAUUAGAAAGGGCACCAAAAGCCUUUUGCUUUUUCCAAGGUUUAUUUCUUCAAUUUAACACAUUCGCUCAAGAUAUAUCUGCACUUUGUUUCUCAAUACACGUUUAUAGACUAAUAGUUUUGAAGAUAAAUGAUACAUCAAUACGUAUAAAGAAGCAAUAUUAUAUAGCUUGUGCGGUUUAUACAAUAACAUUCACCACGAUCUUGGGGAUAGUUGCUUCACAUACUGAUUCGAUUCAACCAAGAAAAAUGAAUUGUGACGUCUUAAGUCCAGCUUAUGUUCGUUUACUUGGUUAUUCUGGAGUAAAUGUUGUAUUUGCCAUACCUGGAGUGUAUUUUAGUGGUCAUUCAGCUUAUAUGGUAUUUCGACAUUUGGAAAGAUUUAGAACGAUAUCUUUAAAAAGCAGUAACAAAUCAUCCAAUCCUACAUUAACUGGUAGUCAAGAGUCAAGCAAAAAUGAUAUCGAAAGCAAUAAAGAGAAAAAUAAUGAACAUGAACCAUCACAGUCACUACCACCACUACCGCUAGCCAUUUUGAGCGACAACGAAGAUAAUGAUAUCCAAUUGUUAGAUGGUAACGGUAACGUCAGCAAUAAUAAUGAAUAUGAACUAACGACGUUUUCGUCACCAAUAUCGCCACCACUACCAGUAUUUUCCAACGACAACGAUGAAAACAUUAUUAGUAGCUAUUAUGAGAACCGCUUAUCAGACGGUGAAGGCAAUAAAGACAGUGUCAGCGGUAAUAACGAAUAUGGGUUGACGACACUUCCAGUUACUUCCAUAAUUAUUAACGAAGGUAAAAAUACCAACACUUCACAAAACCGAACAGUAGUUCUACAAAAAAAAACAUACGAUACAACAAAAUCUGCAGCAAAACGAUCAAUCACUACCUUAAAAGUUGCACUGACUGGAGAAGAUUUUAAUCCGCACAUACAACCAAAUGAUGUAAUUGGUAGUAUGAUUGGUAUAAUAGUCACAUCUGUAUUUUGUACUUCCAGUGAAAUUAGAAGACUUAAAUCAAUAUUCACCAAAAGAUAA
Messenger RNA from Entrophospora candida, 1209 nucleotides. The record is from the annotation of a GenBank genome assembly. Lineage: Eukaryota; Fungi; Glomeromycota; Glomeromycetes; Entrophosporales; Entrophosporaceae.